Xyrichtys novacula (pearly razorfish) is the source of this 17470-nucleotide messenger RNA. NCBI's taxonomy places the organism in Eukaryota, Metazoa, Chordata, Actinopteri, Labriformes, Labridae. The record is from the annotation of a GenBank genome assembly.
CCCCACCCGGGCCCCUCGGGGCUCCUCCCUCUGCUGGACCACAUUGAAAUGGCUCUGAUGUUGUUGUCAAACAUUACAGUGUGCCAGUGAGCAUCCUUCCUCAGGUCCUUCAAAGGAGCAUCUUUACGCGGCAGAACACGCGGAGGCAGAAAAUAGAUCCUUUGCUGUACAGUUUUAUAGCCAAACAGAACCACGUUUUAACUUAAGUAUUAUUACCAUCACUUGUAUUAAUUAAUAUAAGUAAAGAUAUUCGUUCCAGUACGGCUGGAAAACAUGGGACGGCAACGUUUCGCCUCAUUGUUGCUCCUAUUCUGCUUUCUUAUCCAGACAAGUAAGUUCCUUCAAUUUCACCUUCAAUUACGCCUUAAUUAGCUUUUUUUUCGCUUUGGCAUCCGUGGUAACCUAAUUUAAAGUCAAUGUUUGAUGUUAUGUGAUAGAUAUACUAGGUUAAGUAGCAUUUAAAAUGUGGUUUUCAUCAAGUGUAUGGAGGUGCGGGUUUAAAUUGCCCACUCCUCUGACAGCACAGGAUGCAAGGUGAUGGGGGGAGGGCGCAAUUAUUUCCAGAAUGUAGGUCAAAUCUCUGUCGCCGUCCCGGUACAAUGCAUAUUUUGCCCCCGCUGAACCCAACAUAUUCUACUCUACUAGCUCUAUCUGCAAAUCUGUGGGCUUUUAUGUUGAAUUAGACAACAUGCUCCUUAAGACUAGUUUAAAAAUGUACUAAAACUCCUCAUGCAACAGAUUUUUAAAUGUGGUGCUCUUUUACACAAGAAAAAAAAUACAGUUUGACUCUCCUACCAAUCAGUUAAAUUAAUUUGUCUUGCAUAAAUUGCCAGUUUUACGGCUACGUCUUUGUUUUUUGGAGCUGAUUUUUUUGUCUUUCAUUGACUGGCGCUCAGCAAGCCGUGCGACCAAUGAGCUCAGAGCAUUGUGAAUACAGUCUGUGCAAAGAUGUCAAGCGGGGUUUCUGAAAAGCCGGUUUUGAACCCCUUGCUAUUCAUAAUGUGGGAAAUGGGCGCCACUGAAUAAAACCCAACCAGGCAGACAUGUGCGUGAACUUGAGUUUGACCAUGUAUUGCAACUGUUUUCAUGCUGGCCCCUCUCCACAUGAUGCAAUGUCCAGAGUGUUUGCAAGACCCCCUUUUUUCCCCCCCAUCACCUGAAAUGCCCUGUAUUGUGGGAAUGAAUGGACGCUCUCCAACUUGUCCGCCAAUACAAACACACUCUCAAACCGUCUCUCAGCAGCAGCAUUCCUCAAGUUUCGAGGUUUUACACCCACUCUGGUGUGGAGUCAUCGUCAAACAGGUUCCCAGUAUAUCGGUUCUGAGAAACGAUGUGUGGUGAAACAUGUCAGAACUGGUUGUUGCCCCGCCACAUUUCCACACCAGUCUCAGAGAUGUGGUUGGCUCUGCGCCCCAAAGGUUGUGAAAUGGUUGCGUUCCCAGAAAUGGCUUUCCUGCUAAUUUAUGACCUUAAAGUGAUUUCUGAUAAACAAGGGUCAGUUUCCUUGAGUUCCUAAAAAAAAAAAAAGAGCCUCUUUCGUCCCCCCAGUGGACAGGAAUUAAAGGAACUGGACGUCACAGACUGGGGAACAAACAGAACCCGCACUGAUUUUGCUCUGAAUCAAUAAAGCUGCCAUUUGGUCCAGUUUGUCCGCUGAGGUCUGAACUUUAAGCCACUUGAGUAAAUAAGCUGGAGUUGAUUUUAGGUAACAAUUCGGUGGCUUUAGGGAAUGACACCUGAGCUUCAAGAAGAAAAAUAUCAUGUUUGAGUUCUUCGAUGAAAAGAAAUCUAAUUUUAGAUGCAGAUGGUUUGAUCUCUUUAAACUAUAUUUGAUCUCUUUUGUAUUAAAGUCUUGUGGGUCACAGGUUUUGUUAUUGUUUGGUGAGGGCAAUAAUCCAAACCCUUUCACAUGUCAUUAUGAAAUGAUUCGUCUAACCGUUAAGACUAGAGUUACUUCACACGCUGAGCUGUAAACCAGUUUUGAACCUCAAUUAAACUCAGAUUAAGCACUACUACAGUGGUCUAAAAUACUCCUCAACUUGCAGGGGCCUGAUGAGGGAUUUUUUUUUUUUUUAAAUGAGCUUUAAACUGCUGCCAGAACUUAUCUAUGACUGACAACACCAGAUGUUUGACCUCAUCGAAAGGCAGCUAUGAUUUAUUUUGCUCUGAGACAUACAUAAAUUAUGAUAUCUCUCUUCCCUGUUCAUUUCUAUCGAGCACAACGUUAUGAAAAUGUGUGAACCCGCCCCUAAAUAUUCAUUUGAUUUGAUAAAAGCUUAUGUGCUCUCAUUGUUUGAGACAAUACUUAAUGCCUACCUGCUCCUGGUGUGUUAUUCUUGGGAUAAACACCUCCCUGUGCCCCCUUUCAGAAACAGGUGGCGAUCUGGGAUUUGAAGCCCCUGGGGCCAGGGGGAGGAAUGGCCUUGAGAAGCUUUUCAGAAGUUCAGCCUCUCUAAUGUACAGUCUAAUUGGUCCUUCCAGUUCAGUGGCUUUAUCGAGUGCAUUCAAGAUGGGGGUUGGGUGGGCGACCGUGAACACAUGAAUAUUACAUUUCUGUUGUGGUUAUAGACCUCACAUAUCAGCAGCACCUUCCUGCUAAAGGCUGUUAUCGUAUGUACAGUAUCCUUGUUUGACUCGUAGUUGAACCAUUUAUCUGCUCUGUUUAAACAAAGGCCAGGCACGUGUGGGGUUUGUUCAUGUGUGUGUCAUGGCAGAGCGAUUACCUCCCAGACCCUUUCUCCUCGUGCAGAAAAUUUAUCACCAUCUUUAAAGGCAUGCUGCUUACUCUGUACAGCGUCUUUGUGUCUUUGAAAAGCGCUUUACAAAUAAAAUGUAUUAUUAUUAUUAUUAUUAUUAUAACUCCCCCCCAUACAGUGAUGAAACCCAGCUGGAGAUGUCCAAGUGAGCCAAAACAGACAACUUUAGGUGAUGGUGCAAAGUAUGUGCAUAGACAGUCAUGAUCCUCAGAAUGAAUCUGAUUUUAGUUAAAUCGCAAUUAAAUAUAUCACUUAUGGUUUAUUUUUGAACCCCUCCACUUUUUUUUAACACUACCAACAACUGGACGAUUUCUUUCUGAGGGAUUUCUGAGGGUCUAACAUGGCUAAAAUGCUGUUUAGUGGAUCGCCACAUAAUUUGGUACAAAAAUUUGGAGUCUCCAGAUGAUGAACACUACUCACUUUGGUGUUUCCCCAAGUAUUGCAGCCCAACUAUGAGGUCCAAAUUUGUCAUUUAAGUAAAACACCUUAAAAACAGCUGAAUAGUUUACUUUAAAAUUUGAUGCAGACAUUCAUGGUCCUCAGAGGAUCCCCAAAGUUUGAUGACUCACUGGAGAGUGUUGUCAUACGAGUAGCAGGUUGAAAUAUCUGCUUUUUUGCACAUUUUAUAAAUAUUUGACUUGAUUGUGGUCAUUAAAGUCAAUCAAGAUAUUGGUAACACUUUACAAUAGCCAUAACUUAUAAAUGGUAAAUAGACCAUUUAUUAAUGGUAAUCUGAUAGUUUAUUAAUGUUUAAUCAUCAUUUAUAAAUAGCAUAUAGACCAUGGAUAAAUUGUACAAUUUUAAAAACCUAACCCUAACCUUACAAUAACCAUCUAAGUAAUGUUAAUAGGUGGUUUAUAAACCACUUAUUAAUCAUUUACAAAGUGCUACUGACACACAUUUAAAUCUAGAUGUUUUACAACCAAUAUUUAAACCCUAUAUAAAUUUUAAUAAAUAGUUUAUUAAUAAUUAAUGAAAAUUAUUAAUCAUUUAAUUGCUUGUUAAUGGUAAAGUAACUAUUAACUUACAUUAAUAAACUAUCUCUUUGCCAUUUAUAAUUGGUCUAUAUGCUUUUUUAAAUGACGAUAAAACAGUUAUAAACUAUCUAUUUACCAUUUAUAAAUUAUGCUUAUUGUAAAGUGUUACCAAGAUAUUCAUUCAUUUGUGAAUCCUUGAACCCUCCCCUGCAAGCAAAUCUGAAAUUUCCUGUUUCACUUAAGCACGCUGAAACAUUAAACAAAGAUGCUGUACAUGUUUCUCAAUACUCUUGUUUAACCAUGUCCUGUAAGAGCAUGCUUUGAUUCAACUGGACUCCCUUUUUAAAAGCAGCUCUUUCUGUGUUUAUGGAGAGUCAUCCUGUACUGGCUCAUGAUAGACACUAACUUAAACAAAGGCCCUUGAAGUUGAACUGUGUGUUUAUGUCUGUGUGUCAUAGAUGCAUUGACGACAUGUGGAACCAGGCAGUUCCAGUGUGGGAAUGGGAGAUGCAUUACAAUCAGAUGGGUGUGUGAUGGCACAGAUGACUGCGGUGACGGCACAGAUGAACUUCCUGAGGCCUGCUGUAAGUAGCCAAUGCUGCUUAACGUUACAAAAGUUGUGUAAAAAUACCACACAAUCCCUGAGUGUGCUUAAACUUUCAAAUUAAUGGCUGUUUUUUGGGGGGGGUUUUCCAGCUGCUAGAACAUGCAGAUCAACAGAGUUCAGCUGUGCAGACCGCCUUAACCAGUGCGUACCGAGUAGCUGGCGCUGCGAUGGAAAAGCUGACUGUGAGAAUGGAGCUGAUGAACAGAGCUGUGGUAAGUGGAGCCAACUCCAGCAUCUGUCAAACAGGAGCCAUGUUUAUUUAAUUGCUCUCACAAUCAGCAGUGCCCUUCUAUUUCCUUUACGAUGUUCUUGGUCUUAGUAUGAAUUUUUCUGCAUGUUUCUAUUUCCAGCCCCAAAGCAGUGCACCACCACAGAGUUCCGCUGCAGAAACAACCAGUGCAUCUCGUCCGCCUUUGUGUGCGAUGAUGAAGCUGACUGUGACGAUGGCAGUGAUGAGGCCUCCUGCCCGCCUGCCACCUGCAGCUCCUAUUCCUUCCGGUGCAACAACACUGUUUGCAUCCCAAACUUAUGGGCCUGUGACGGUGACGCUGAUUGCUCCGAUGGCUCAGACGAGUGGCCCCAGAACUGUGGCCCAAAAAAAGCUGAGACCACCCCAGUUCAUAGGUGCUCGUCCUUAGAGUUCAAAUGUGGCAGUGGGGAAUGCAUCCAUAGCAGCUGGAGGUGUGACGGAGGUGCAGACUGCCAUGAUCGAUCAGAUGAAGCUAACUGCGGUAAGGUAGCCAAGGAAACCCAAUCAUCACCCAUAUUAAUAUGUCAAUUUUUACAGCCAAUACUACAGCCUGUAUAAUUGUAGCUCUAUUCUGAUGUGAUGUUUUAGUAGGAGCACCUCAACUCAACCUUUUUGUCUUUUUUUGGUUGGGUAAAAGUUGAGUUGAGCAGGCACUUCUGAUUAGAUGACCACCGCCAUUGACAUUUUCCCUUAGCCAUGGCUUACACUUAGUUCCAUGUGCCUUACAAAUCAAAGAUGUGACAGGAAGCAAUCUGCAGACAGAAGACAGAAGCCAUCCAAGCUGAAAAUAAAAUUAUUGUGUUUAGACUAUCAGCUGAAAGAAGAACUGACAACAUACAGUGUGCUGUAAAAUCCACUCGCACUGUGAGACCAGUAGCUUUUUGUUUAUUUGUUUCUGCGACACUCAGGAGCUUUUCUAUCCCACAGAGAAGAUUUGUUUUCAGAGACAGAGAGAUGUUUAUACACAUCAUCGAAAUAGUUCAAUUUAUUUUACCUUUGCUAGAUAAUUUUCUGCUGAGUUUCAAUUACUUCCUUCUUCAUUGUUCUCAUGCACUGAAAUUCCAACCUGUUACAUCCCAACAGCUCGCUCCACCUGCCGUCCAGAUGAGUUUGAAUGUGGCGAUGGCACUUGCAUUCACGGUAGCCACCAGUGCAACCAUCAGUACGACUGCAGGGACAUGAGUGAUGAGACUGGCUGUGUGAACGGUAGGAGUCACCUCGUAAAUGCUUCCUUCUCUGGCUGCCAAUUUAGCCUCAAGAUGACUGAUUUAGUUUGUGGCUGUAACUGGAUCUUUUGUUUCCGUGUCAUCCAUCUCAUGUCCAGCAACCCGCUGUGAGGGCCCCACAAGGUUUAAGUGCCGCAGUGGAGAAUGUAUCAGCAUGGAGAAGGUGUGCGACAAGCGCCGUGAUUGCAGGGAUUGGUCGGAUGAGCCUCUGAGAGAAUGUGGUGAGUAGAGAGGCGUCCCAUUUAUAACUGUCAAGUUAAUGACUACUUUUAUGGUUUUAAUGAGGGUGUCUGCAGCUCAAGAGUGCUACUUUGCAAAAAAAAAAAAAAGAAAAAUAAACCCUAUUCUUCUUCCUGCUGCAGGCGCCAAUGAAUGCCUUUACAACAAUGGUGGCUGCUCUAAUAUUUGCAAAGACCUGAAGAUCGGCUACGAGUGUCUGUGUCCUGCUGGAUUUCGCCUGGUUGAUGAUAAACGCUGUGAAGGUACAAACUUUGAAAACAUUUUCUCCAAGAAAACAUCUGACUGUCUAAUCAUCACGUUUUUGGUUAUCAAGCUCAGGUGUUAUUGUAAUAUUAUUUUUAUAAUAGCACACUGCUGGCUGUUAUCAAUGCUAGGUGAAAACUGAAGAAGGUAGUAAGCCUUUUUGUGUUUUAACAAUAUAAUUACCAACUAAUUUGACACCAUUCAAUCACUUUGAAGCUAAAACUACAGUCAUCAUCUAGAUGGUAACAGGCCAUCAUUUAAGCUAAAAAAAAACAUAUACUUGCUUAUUCAAUCACCUCUUUGCUAACUCUAGAUCCUAGUGUACCUUUAAAUGCAUGUAGUAUGACAUAAUACCAGGAUUUGGUAUUCUAACCUUUGGCAUGUGAAUAUAGUCAACGUCAACCAUGUACUUCAGCCAGACAAACAAAACCAUGCCAACAACUCUGCUUACUAUUUCACAGUCUUACGUGGCACUCUCUUUGCUGUUAGAUAAAGAGAGAUUUCAUCAUUUUUAUUGACAUAGUUACUCACCUUUUUUCGUUCAUUGUCGUGUUUGUGUCAUUUUUCUUGUAGAUAUCGAUGAAUGUGCCGAACCUGACACAUGCAGUCAGAUCUGCGUCAACCAGAUGGGCAGUUAUAAAUGCCAGUGUGAGGAGGGAUACCAAGUUGACCCAGCAACCAAAACCUGCAAGGCAGUCGGUAAAUAUCUGCCCUCUGUGUUCUGUCAACAUUUUUUGUCUCGUUGUGUUUAAUAGAAAUCUCAGAUUUACUAAAAGCAUAACAUUUAUCUCUUUGUACUGCUGCAAUGAAUUAGACUGGGGCAAGGUUUAAAUCUCAGCUGCUUUACAAGAUAUUUUAGUUUUAGAAAGGGGAUGAAUCUAUUACUAAGAUAUAUUUGUGGAUUUUUUUUUUUAAAGCUCUUUCAGGUUUUUUUUUUACAUUGACAUGUAUUUAAAGAAAAACAGUGAACUAUUAUUGCUUUUUUGCUGCAUCUUUACACAAAAAUGUGUUUGAUGCCGGGGAAACAAACUUCAAAUCUCAGCAGACUCUGAGAUUUGAAGAACUGUAGCUUUUCAGUGUUCUGAUGGCGACUUCAAAAUAAAAGCACCAUCACUCUCUUCAAACAAACCAAUUACAAUAAAUGUAAAAUUAAUACAAAUAAAGAUUCUAUAAAUGCUAAAUACAAGAAAUAAAUACAAAAGAAGAUUUGUUUUGUUUCAUCAGCUAUCAUUUUAUAAAAGUGAUCAUAGAAAUAUUGAGAAAUAGUUACUGCAUGGUCAGGUUGAAGGAAGAUGAUUUUAUUAGAUUUGUUGGACAAACUUGGAUGUUAACAUUCCUCCUCGACGGAGAACAAUUCACAACCAGAAAUGAUGGGUCAUUUUCUCAGAAUCUUGAAUUAAGAGAUGUCACCUGGCAUCACCCCUUGCUAAUUAUCUUUGUGGAAGUGUCAACUCUAAUGAAAUUAUGAACUUGACAGUAUUUUUAGGGUCAACAAGGAUACAAGACUUAUCAAAUAAUGUUACUGCCAUACCAACAGAGCGCCCUUGUCUAUUAAACAGGUACAAUAGCCUACCUCUUCUUCACCAACCGUCAUGAAGUCAGAAAGAUGACUCUGGACAAAAGUGAGUACACCAGAGUGAUCCCCCGGCUAAAGAACGUUGUGGCUGUCGACAUAAACAUCGCCACAAAUGAGAUUUACUGGUCUGACAUCUCCUACAAAAAGAUCUACAGGUGAGGAAGGGAGAAAUCUGAACCUUUACUUCUAGAUUCCUCUUACCCCACCUUCAUGUGAGCUUUUUUAUUUUUUAUAAUCUAGAGCUCCGAUGGACUCAGCUGACAACCCAGCUUAUCACAGCGAAGUCAUCAACAGUGAUGUUGAUGCUCCUGAAGGGAUCGCCUAUGACUGGGUCCAUAGUAACCUGUACUGGACCGACAGCAUCCGCAGCACCAUCUCUGUGGUGACCGCCGAUGGAAGCCGCCGCAAAACGCUGUUCAGGCGAGACUUGUCAAGACCACGAGCUAUUGUGGUGGACCCCCAUAACAAGUGAGACAACAGUCUUUUUGGCUUCCUGUCUGCUAUCUCAAAAAACGUUUUUAAUCAAUCAAUCGAUUCAUCAUUUCUUAUUUCAUCUUAAGUCAUCACAGGAGUUUUCUUAUAGCAUUAGCAUUAUGAACCAUUAUUCAGAGCGAGUCACAUUUAUGCUUGUUUUGCCAUAUAGAAUAACCCUAAACUCAUCCACCAGUUAGCUAGCAUUUAGCACCUUUUAACAGGUAAAAAGAAACUUAGAAGUACUGAUUGAUUUAAGGGUUUCAUCUGUAUCCUUAUCUCUGUCUAUCUAGCUUCAUUUACUGGACUGACUGGGGGAAUCCUGCCAAGAUUGAGAAAGCCGGUUUGAACGGUGGAGACCGCACUCCUCUCGUUACCGACAACAUUGAAUGGCCAAAUGGGAUCACACUCGGUAAACUUCAAAUUCUAUUUCUUUUUUUUUAUUGUUGUUUUUAUCCUUAAAAGAUAUGAUUAUUAUCUGCCUGUUUCAAUUUGUUUUAAAUACUUUUGUAUAUCAUCUUUAUUGGUGUUUUCAAUUGUAAAAAAUGAAAUGAAAGGGAUAAUGAGCGUGUGAUUAUGCAAAUUAGAAAACUGAUAGAGAAAAAAACAUCAACAUAAAACUAUGGGGUAUUGCUCACUAUGUGGGGUUUUUAGUUAAAUAACAGCCUGCGCUCUAUACAUACAUUAGCUUAAUAAAUGGUGUCUGACUUAAGAUACAAAGAAGUUGUUUCAAAAUAAAGAUUUAAAGAGGAUUUAUCUAUAAACCUUCAAAAUCCUCUGCAGUGGAUAACAUUACCAUGACAGAUUCUUAUGAGUCAAAAUGACACAAAAUUAGACACUUCCUGUUAUGGUCUUCAAGAAUAUUUAUGUAGACAUUUCUGUCCUUCUCCACUGAGUUUCUCUGUUGCACAUCAAACAUAAAGUAAAUGUCAACUUUUAACAUUGGCACUGUUAUCACAACUGCUGUUGGUUGAAGUUACAACUUAGAGAUGUUCUGUUACCAUUGCCUGGAUUGCAGGACAUGGUCUAACCUUUAAAAUAUUAUGCAUUUGGUUUAACAAUUAAAGAAUGCUAAUAGACACCAGCGUUUUUGCCACAGUGUCAACAGGCAGAGGUGAAACACACCCCAGAUUUGGUUUAUUUAUCAAACAAAACUUUUUGUCUAAAAAACUCGAUGAAGCUCCUCCAGAUAUAUAAAAAAAACUGCAUGUAAGUUUUUUUUUUUUUUAUGGCAACACACACUGAUUCUUGCUGUGUAAUUUCCCCCCCUAUAGCCACUUCCUUCUCAGCUUUGAAGAGACACAGGCAUUAACAUGCGUGCAAACUCUUCUCAGUUAUAAAAUCUGGUGGCUUGUUUAGAUUUGUUAUUAGUACCCAGAAUGCUUUACUUCUGCAAACAAGGGAUCCGCAGUUUUGUUGUUCAGCUAGCCAUGUAAAGAACCUCAUCUCAGGAAUUUUAAACCUUCCUUGAGGAAUUUCUAACAAUCCUAUAAGCAGUGAAAGGUGUUCCUUCAGCAUUGUUUAAAUGAAGCAUGUGUCUGGAAUAGAGGGAUUAAAGUGUUAAGGUUUAGAUGGUCUGGCCUAAAAUCUACUGGUGUUGUAGAAGCUUAAAAUUAUGUUGCACCAAAGUAGUGCAGAUGAUAAUAAAGGUAUAAAAUGGCAUUUAAAAAAUCUUCUAUUUGUUACAUCCUGCACACCGUAUCAACGUGCACCAGGCUUUAAAUAAGUCAGACAGGUUGUGCUGCCAGCAACUUUACUGCGCACCUUUACAACACCUUGGAGUCUGUUUUGCUUUAGAGGUCAGUGACCCAUGCCAGCAGAGACAGCGGAGAGUGAGAACAGAUUCAGUAAAACAUUUUUCAUUGAAGUGUUGGCAUCACAUAAAGUCAGAUGCUUCCAAUAAAAUCUAACCCACUGAAACCCCCUCCUCUCUUUUUCAUUCCCCUCCCCAGACCUGGUAAACCAGCGGCUCUACUGGGUGGACUCUAAGCUGCACAUGCUCUCCAGUAUCGACGUGCAGGGCGGUGGUCGUCGCACCCUCAUCAUUGACGAGCACAACCUGGCCCACCCGUUGGGUCUCACAGUGUUUGAAGUCAGUGUUUACCACCUGAUAAGUACCCUGUUACACAUUAACCAGAGCAUGGCAAACACAACAUGCCAGUAACUUCUCAUGACAUGUGUAGACUGUUUUUAUCUCAUGUCACUGUUGCUGUAUCUCCUGGUUGUUGAUGUUCGGUUUCACUAUGUGCUUCCAGGAAAGAGUGUUCUGGACAGACGUCAGUAACAAUGCCAUCUUCAGCGCUAACAGGUUGACAGGAGACGAUAUCAGACCUGUGGCUGAGCGCGUGACAUCACCAGAGGACAUUAUCCUCUAUCAUAACCUCAAACAGCCUGCUGGUAAGAAACACCGUGUUCAACAUAUUCACACAUUUUCUGAGGGUGGGGGGCUCAAACUGUUACUUUUACGGAAUGUCUACCCAUCUUUAUAAAAAUCACAGUGUCUCAAAUGAUCAGCAAUAAAAGUCACACUAAAGAGCCCUACAUUAACUCAUGGGAAAAAAACAAAACAAAACCAAAAACCAAUCUCCACUGAUGUUUGUGGAAUUUUCUGGACUUGUCAGAUAAAAUGCUGUUUAAAUGAGGCCUUACAAGACACUUUUUACUAGAAAUGAAAGAACAUUUUUAAGUUUCAAGAGUCUUUAUUCAUAAACUCAUGGAAAUAAUAUACAGAAGACAGUACACAGUAUAAAGAACAAAAGCAAACAAACAGAUAGUUGAUGCAAUUAAAAAUAUGUUCUGUGGGCAGCUAAAUGUAACUGUGCUCCGUUUCCCAAAUAAUUAAGAGUCACUCAAAGAUGGUGAAUUAUAUGUGGCGGCUGAAUAAGACUUUAAGUAUGACCUAUUUUCAUUGCAGGGAGGAACUGGUGCCAGGUAUCUGGCUGUGAAUUCAUGUGUCUGGCAGCUCCUCAAGUGGGCAGACAUCCCCCCAAAUAUACCUGCGUCUGUCCUGAUAACAUGAUGUUGGCCCGGGAUAUGAGGACAUGUGUACCAGGUAUGUGAAUCAUGAAAAAGAAAACACACAGUAGAGGAGUACUGGCUCACUGUUUCUGUUUUAUUGAAGGAAAAUUAAAAAGAUACUGGACAUAUUCAUUUGUCUUGACCGCGACUCUAAUCUUACUUCCUCCCUGUUUGUAUUUCUCAGCUGUUCCUACACCUGAACCCCGAACACAGCCUCCACCUCCAGCCAUCAGAACAACUCGCCAGCCACCAGUACCAGAGACCACCACUCCCAAACCCCAGGUCCGAACCACACCCAGACCCACGAUCAACACCACACCUAAGCUCCAGGUGCGCACCACCACAGUGCCUGUCAUCACCACCAGAGCUGCGACCACCAAACCUGCCAUCAGAACCACCAGACCCCCUCCAAGAACCACCACGCCAGAACCAAGAACCCAGCCACCCAAACCGACAGAGCCAAAGAUCCUCCAGACCACGACUGCAGCUCCAGUCACCUCUGCAGGUGAGUUCAAGAAUCACUGAGUUUGAAUUAAAUCUUUUCAUCAAUAUUUUUUCCCUGUUUUUUUUUAGAUUCAGUUCGUAAUCAAUCAGCAGCUCAUAUCCAGACAUGUUGAAUGUUCAGGAUAUUAUCAAGGGAGUUCACAGUUGUGUUAAUUUACAUUAUCCUAUCAUAAUGAUUUGUUUCAUAUUGUGUCAAACCAAAUUAUAUGAAAAGACCAGAAUAUCACAGCAUCUUUCAAGAGAGUUUGCAAUCAAGCCAAGUGAGAGUUUAUUAAUCUAUCACAUUUCAAACAACUGUUGUCAACCAAAGUGCUGUACAGGCUGAAAACACACUAACAAUUUUGACAAGAAAACAUGGGAUAAAAGACAUAAAAACAUAAGAAAUAUCACAAGUUGGAGCAAAAUUUGGUUGCAAAUAAAGUGUCAGGGUGUCUUAUUCAACUGUUAGCAAAAGCCAACGCAAAGAGCCAUCGAAUCAUAUAGUGUCCCAUCAUAUUGUAUAAAAAGACCUGUAUAUUUCAUGCUUACAUGUGCAGGAUCAUGAAAUGGGAGUUUGCAAAAACUAAAACCACAUGGAAAAUAUUUAACUUUUCUGAAUACUGAUUUCCAUACUUUCCUGAUCAGGCACCAAAAAGUGUUUUUCUCUGGCUGAUCUAACAGACGGGGUAUGUUUUGGGGACACUGCUGAAGUCAAACAUACACAUCGUAUACUUAUUCAGGUCGUUGGGCUGUUCCAUGGAAAACAAGCAGUGAGGUCUUUAGAGUGCGUUGCCCUCCCGCUGACAUAACCUUAAGCCUCAUGUAUCAUUAACUUCUUUUCUUGUUUUCUCUCUUUGCUUCAGAUUCCAGACCUGAUUUUGAAGCGGUUGUACCCAACACGGCCUCCCCCACCCCUCUGGCCCUCUAUAUUAUCUUACCUUUGGGUGAGUGUCCUCUCAGACAGUACAAGGUUUUUAAAUAAUAACUGGACCAAUGACUUUGAUUUUAAAUUUCUCGCCUUUGUCUGCCUUUGAUAGUGAUCAUUUGUAUUGUGGCUGUCGGAGGAGUUCUGCUAUGGAGGAACUACAGGCUCAAGAACACCAAUACCAUUCACUUUGACAACCCGGUCUAUCAGAAAACCACUGAGGACCAGGUCCACAUUUGGAGGAGCCACAGCCCUGAUGGUUACUCCUACCCAAAAGUGAGUCUCCUAAACUAACAUCCACUUUUGUCACCUUUCCCCUCCUUUGAGAAUUGAAGCCUUACAUCUUUGUUUAAUUUGCAUCAUGUUACGUCUGACACCGUGUUUGUAUUUCCUUUUAUCAGAGACAAGCUGUGAGCUUGAAUGAAGAGGCAGACAACCCAGCCUUCACAGAAAACUGAUAAACUCAAGCAGAGUGGGAAGAAGAGCCUUCAUGAUAAGCUACCCUAGAGGUCCUUUUGCAUUCUUACCUCAUACUGCACAAAGAAAAGGGAGUCAAAGCCAAGAUGAGACAAGCUGAAACCACUAUAUCCUCACAGACAAACAAGCAAGUGCUCUACAGUGGAGACCAGGGUCGAACAGUUUUUAUUUCAGGUUGCACAUUUUCCUCCUUCAGGUUGACAACUCUUCCUCACAAAACCAUGCCAAAUCAACAGACAAUCUAACAUUUACUACCUGUUAUAAGUGGGAUAUUCGUGAUAUAAGUGGAGAACUGUGCCAUACUUAAGCCAAUGUGUCUUGUUUGCAUGCAUCUGUUCAUCUGAGCUCAUUUUACUGUGAAUUUUCUUGACUUUGUUAGAGAUAGAAUUCACACAUAUGUGUUGUAAAUAUCAGUGUUUGAAUUUUUGUAGGUUUGUGGUACAGUGAAAUAUGUUAUUUUGGCUAAGCAAAUAUUUGUAUGAUAUAUAUAUAUAUGAAGAUACAGCAACCAGCCAGCUUAGUUUAUGCCUCAUGCACAAGUUUCUAGAAGUUUUCAGAAAAAUGAGCUGCAUUUGUGAACACAAGCAGUAGAGUUUUUCACCUCGACUUCACCCACAAUAUUACCUGCAAGCACCGUCUUAUCAUUUUGGGGUAAAGUCUGUGUAAGCGCAUACCAAAACACAGCAGCAAAUCUUCUGGAUUAGCAGUGGGAGGAGCAGGUGGGGGAUGUUGAUGUGUUUUAGUUGGCUGGUGUUCUGUCUAGUUUUGCGACCAGGUUGAAAGAUUCUGCUCCAAUGUGAUAACAGUCCAUUAUCAAUGUUUUCAGGUCGUAAAAGGUUUUUCAGAAAUUUUCUAAAGGUCAUGUCUGAAAAGGGCUCUAGUUCGGUGAAAGAAAGCAGGGGAGUUCGUGAGCCUCGCUCUGUCAGUACGACAUAAAAAAAUACAGCAAGCAACAUUCCGCCUUAAAACCAAUGAUUGCAUGUCUUUUUACAUUUCAGUCAGGGUUUUUUUUUUUUCAGUAAACUAGGAUGUAACAUUUUCUACAUGGAAUUUUACAUCCUGUUGUUACUUGUAAACAGAGUAAGGCUGGCUGAUGACUGGUUCCCGCUUUUGAUGCCGAGUUAAGCUAAGCUAAACUUCGCUGUGUUUUGUUUACAUAUCCAACAAACAUAAGUGAGAAUCAAACUUAUCACCAUGAUGAGCUAAAGUCACUCUCAGAAAUGGGAUACUCUGACUGUUUUAGUGUAGCCAAGAAUGAACAAACUCAUAUUGGCAUUGACUUUUUUUUAAGUGAUUUCUUUUUUAAGACUGGACAAACAAAAUCCAACAUGUUCAGUAGGUAUUAAGUUUUGGGAAAGAUGGUUUGUGAAAUCUGGAAUCAUGGACAAAGCAUAAAACAGUUUUACAUGUUCUCUAGGCUUGCGCUAAAUAAAACCUGGCGUUAGCAACGACAGGAUUGAGCAAGCUAUUCCUCUUUCUGAGCCUUACCAAUAAAUCUAACAGAGCAGACUUUGAGUGAGAGCAACACUAACAUAGUCUUUAUGCUACAGUUCAACAUGUGUGACCUCGAUAAGAUUAUACAGGAGUUUUAUACCAGUUAUUGUCUCAGCAGUUGAAAGAAUAUAUCACCCAAAGGGACCUAAAGACGCUGCUGUAGUUGACCUUAACGGAUAAACAUGACACAGUGUUCCAGCCUUGAUUUAUCCUCUGAUAGCCUUCGCCAUAUGGUCACAACACACUCCCUGCAGCUGUCUGCUGCUGGGGAGUUUUAGCCCCCUUCUCCUGAUUUGUAUUCAACUGUCUGUACAUUGGUGGGCCUUCUUUAAAUUUUCCCUCUCUAUGCCCCUCCUGGGAGGGCCAACACAUUCCUGCAGACUACAAAGCUUUGAAGCAACCACGUGUGACCAAUUGGGUCAAUGCUACUGCUCUGUACGGAGGCACGUGUUUAUUUACAUCCUCCCUCAGGACCAGAACUUGAACUUGCCUUAUACCAGCAUUCCUUACAGAGGAGAGCCAUGUGCCCCCUUUAAUGUGUGUUUGAAACAGUAACUGUUUAGUUGUUUUGUGAGCAAAUGUGUGCCUUUUUAACAACAUAUUUCAUUCACUUGUUCAUGUUGCUGCUAUUGAACUCAGUGGAUUUGUGUCAGUAUGUCUGCCUGUUUACAGACAGCUGUUUGCGUUAUUUGGCAGUGUUACAAGCAGGUUACACUGAACAAAGAUAAAAAUAUUUGUAUUACUGGUUAAAGGACUAAUAAGGCUUUUUAUUUGGAAAAAAUGAUUUGUGUCAGUAAAACUGUACAUAUAGUCAUUUUACAUUCACAGACUAACAGUGCAGGUUAUACAUGUAAAUAUGAUGUUCAUAAAUGUAAAUAUUUGUUCUUCAAGCUUUUUUUGUAAUAAUAUCAGUGUUUUAGACUUUGUUGUAAACUUUGGACAUUUGGUGUACAUAAAUAAAUGCUUCUAUUUAUUAUAGAUUCACUUCUGUGUGGGCUCAGUUCAUGUCUAUCAACUGCUUAUACAUUUUACAUCUUACAGCUUAUAUGACUCUGAAAAACUAAAAGAGAUUUUAAAAUAUAAACACAUUACUUUAAAAAAAAGCAUUUCAUUUGCAUAUCAUUGGUUUCUUAUACGUACAUGAACUGGGUAUUACAUUUAACUGUCAGGUAUAGAUAAGUAACUUAUUUUGAGUUACUUGUUUGUUGGACUGCUUGCCUCAACCAUUGAUCUGUCACUUUUUGCUAAAUAAUUCCGCGCAAUUUCUUUAUAUUGACUCACUAAAACUAUUUGAUCUAUUUUAGACUUACUCUUUUCACUGUGAAAUAGUCCGUCAGCCUACUGAGUAAAUUUCAUUUGCAAUAUGGCCUUUGAGUUUAAAGGUUUUUUUUAUUAUUGCACCACUGGGGUUAUAGCCACGUCUUACUCUCUGUGUUGUUAUCUAGAGCUGGCUGAGGAACACAGCCGAUGAGGUUUUGAAAAAUGUUCAGCAGAGUAUUCCCUUGUUUCCAUCCAACAGCUUUGGUAUGCAGACAUGGCAGAAGACAUAAAGUGUGGCCUUUUUUCUUUUUUUUUUUUUUUGGCCUCUCCUAUUUUUACAGGGGAGGGGGGGCUGGUCGGGCUGUGCUUUUGUAGUUCUUCAGCGGAAAGCAAACCCUUUUUCUGGAAAGGUCAGGUCGUCACAUUGAAAGUCAAAACCACACACGUUUUCCCCAAAUUCUCCCACACUUAUUGAGUAAAAACAGAGUGAGUGUGUGAACAUCUGUGGUCUGUUGUUAGUUAUUUACGCAUCAAGUUAAAGCACAGUAUGCACAGUAGUGCUAAAAAGUUAGAAUUAAAGGACAGUAAGUGUGAACGAUGUCCGUUUAACAAUUUUUUUUCAAGAAAAAUAAGUCAGAUCAGGAUUGCAAUAGUUUGAAGAGUUUAAAUUUGUAUGUAAAAUUGGGUGAAUUUAAUUUAUAAUGAUAUACAGUCAUAAAAACAAUGUUUUAUGGGGGGUUAGAUGGUAAAACAAAGAAAAGAGAGAGAGAGAGGAAAACAAACCAUGUUUUGACCCUACCAAUCUGUGGUCAAACCUCAAAUAAGGCAGGUCAUGUGCAAAGUUCAAGGCAGGGUGAAGAGCGGAAAUGGUGGGCUGAUUACAGGGAAAAGAUGCAGUGACACAUCUAAAAGCAAACAGAAAACAAGCAGUUCAUGUGAACUUUUUAAUAAAUCUCUCUAUGAGUUAAUCUGAUAUGGUAGCUGCUAUUACAACAGCAAUCAAUGGCGUUACCUAAAAAUUUUGGUCCAUGUUAACAAGACAUGUUUUAAUUUAUGAUCCUAAAAACGCAUUUACCAUGUAAAACACUACCUACAUUUUUAAGUAGAUUAAAGAAAAAAGAAAACACCUUUAAAGGUCGGCAAAGUCAAUCACAUUUCUCAAAUUUUUCAAGAUAAAUGAAAAAACAAAAGUCAGGGGCACCAACUGGACUUUUCCUGACCUUUGCUCAAAUUGUGUUUGUGGUCCUGGAUGAAUCAGCCUCCUUUGGGGGUGGACACACACUACCAACCAGCCCACCGCUUGACUGGAGGCAUGACUCACCACAUCAAUAUUUACCCAAGGAUUUCAAUGAAAGAUUUAAAGUCACUAUAAAUUUGUGUUUUAAUUCUAAUAAUUUUUUAUUCUAAUUUUUUAUAAUUGGCCUAGAACGGGUCCUUGGGGUACACAGAUUUUCAGGUCUUGUUAUC